AUGAAUGAGUUCCAACAGAAAGUCCAGCAGUACAAAGAGUAUAGCCACCUCUACCAUCCUCGCCCUAAAGCACCUCAAUUCAACAAUCUCCCUUCUCACCAUCCAACUCAAGGUCCUUUCUACUACACCGCAGGUGACACAAAAAUCGACACUGCCCCUGUUGGCCAUUAUUUCCCUGCAAGUUUAGUAGAUGGAACAAAUGGUAAGCCAAGGGACUACCCCUGGGCUCCCUCGGGUCACGUGGAUCCUCUUUAUUACUGUUCUGAUGAGGUAACUCAGGCCCAGGGAUACGAAGUUGAUCUGGGCUCGAAUCAACCACCUGACUACUACAGGAACAUGUCUCGAUGUCUGGAAGCACCAAAAAACGUCUCUAUCAACGACGGCACCCGCUUGCUUCUCUCUCAGCCUGUAUACACUGAUAUCCUUCGGUAUGCGGAAGACCUGAGCUACGAAAGAAGAGUAGUCUCGGCAGCGGUAUACAACUCCUAUCCUCAAAAUACAAGUUAUCCAAUCACCCAAGCACUCUACUACCCAGUUCAGCAAGUCUACCUGUCAGCCUAUCACUCAUGGCCACCGGACACAUCUAACAAUCAUGCAAAAAAGCCGCGGCUGCUCAACCCCAGAGUGAAGGCUCUAAAGCGAGAGCACAACCAGUCAGCAUUUUGCUCUAGUGCUCCGGUUACCCAACAAGACAGACCUUUCCUGCCUUCGUUGCAAGACGAAGAAGACUUAUCAGUUACACCUAUAGCAGAGUAUGACGAUACUGACUCCUUUGACAAAGAGUUCGAGCUGCUCAACAGGGCAAUCAGCUACUUCGUGCGGUACAUUAAGAGAGCCCACAUGGAUCCCAAUGACCAUGGAGACUUCUCUUCAGACUCCUCCAUGGGCAGUAUAUACACUGAAGAAAGUACUGAUCCUGAACUUGAAGCAGGCUCAUUUGAACAGACAGACACCAAAGAGUUCGCCGAUCCAUCGCCACGAUCAACCAACACACUCCACUCCAUGCUGGCACUUUUUAAUCCCCCUCUUAGCUCAUAG
Molecule: messenger RNA, 1038 nt
Organism: Yarrowia lipolytica CLIB122
Lineage: Eukaryota; Fungi; Ascomycota; Dipodascomycetes; Dipodascales
Source: RefSeq, a predicted model, not a curated record